This is a messenger RNA of Oryctolagus cuniculus (rabbit), 939 nucleotides long. Its product is annotated as olfactory receptor 6Z7-like. Lineage: Eukaryota; Metazoa; Chordata; Mammalia; Lagomorpha; Leporidae. The record is from RefSeq and is a predicted model, not a curated record. Gene Ontology annotation, cellular component: membrane. Gene Ontology annotation, biological process: G protein-coupled receptor signaling pathway. Gene Ontology annotation, molecular function: olfactory receptor activity; G protein-coupled receptor activity.
AUGGAGAUGUCCCUGGAGUUGUCCAACAAUACCAGAAUCCAAGAAUUUGUCUUGCUGGGUUUGUCCGCCAAGCUGGGCAUAAGGGAUGCCCUGUUCCUUGUCUUCCUGACUCUCUACCUGCUGACCCUCCUGGAGAACACGCUCAUCAUCUACCUCAUCUGCAGCCACAGUGAGCUCCACAAGCCCAUGUACUUCUUCCUGGGCAACCUCAGCUGCUUGGAGAUGUGCUACGUGUCAGUGACCAUGCCCAGCCUGCUGGUGGGACUGUGGACUGGACCCUGCCAUGUGCCCUUCACAGCCUGCAUGACCCAAUUGUUCUUCUUCAUCUCUCUCAUCUGCACAGAGUGCACCCUCCUGGCCUCCAUGGCCUAUGACCGCUACGUGGCCAUCUGCCGCCCUCUGCACUACCCACUGCUCAUGCGGCCCCAGGUCUGCCUGGGCUUAUCCUUGUCCUCAUGGCUUGGUGGGCUGGUGGUCUCAGUGAUCAAAACAGCAUGCAUUGCUAGCCUGUCCUACUGUGGCCCCAAUGUUCUCAACCACUUCUUCUGUGAUGUCUCCCCUCUGCUCAACCUGUCCUGCACCCACGUGUCCCUGACAGAGCUGGUGGACUUCAUUUCUGCAAUUGUCAUCCUUUGGGGUUCCCUGCUCCUGGCCAUGGCCUCCUAUGUGGCCAUUGGUAGGGCCGUGCUCCGCAUGCCGUCAGCUUCUGCCCGCCACAAAGCUUUCUCCACCUGUGCCUCCCAUUUGCUGGUGGUCGGCAUCUUUUACUCAGCCACGAUCUUCAUCUAUGCCCGCCCCAGCCGCAUAGAAGCCAUGGACCUCAACAAGGUGCUGUCAGUCAUCUACACAGUGGUCACACCCAUGUGCAACCCUGUCAUCUACUGUCUGCGCAACAAGGAGGUCCAGGCAGCUUUCCAUAAAACCCUGCACUGGUCCUGA